Molecule: messenger RNA, 1577 nt
Organism: Exophiala xenobiotica
Lineage: Eukaryota; Fungi; Ascomycota; Eurotiomycetes; Chaetothyriales; Herpotrichiellaceae
Exons: 2
Coding region: 143-1321 (392 amino acids)
Biological process (GO): lipid homeostasis
Cellular component (GO): membrane; endoplasmic reticulum
Source: RefSeq, a predicted model, not a curated record
CACCUCGACAUCUAUUGACCUGCCUGCUCACACGACACACUUCACCUCACUUCUCUACGCCAUGCUCUAAUCAUUUUCCUUUCGUCCUCGUCCCUGGCGCGCUUUUCACCUUACUCUCGCUAGACAACCAAGAGUUGCAACGAUGCUCGACCCUCUUCCCCCUCCUCCGCCUUGGCUGGUAGCGCUCGUCAAGCCAGCCUGCGACGCCCUCUCUCUGCCCACGCUCGCGUACCAUAUCCACGAGGUCUUAUUCGCGUUUGUGCUGUAUCAGACAACUCAGAGUAUCAUCUCUCCUGUGUUGAGCAAUGUGUUGUUCCCGGACAUAUAUCCGAAACUCAAUAAGAGGACAAGAAUAAACUGGGAUGUGCAUGCUGUCAGUUUGGUGCAGAGCUGUUUGAUUAAUAGCCUCGCGCUAUGGGUCAUGUGGACGGACGAAGAGCGGUCUGCGAUGGGCUCUGAUCGCACAGGCAAGGGGAGUGUGGAGAGGAUAUACGGCUACACAGGCGCCAGUGGAUUGAUUCAGGCCUUUGCCACAGGAUACUUCGUCUGGGACAUCGUUGUGAGUACGCGGUACUUGAAGGUGUUUGGCAUCGGGAUCUGGUUGCAUGCUGUCACUGCCUUGAGUGUGUUUAGCUUUGGAUUCCGCCCGUUCUGCAACUACUAUGGCCCGGUGUUCAUCUUGUACGAACUGUCCAGCCCUUUCUUGAACGUCCACUGGUUUUGCGACAAACUCAACAUGACAGGCUCGAAAUUGCAAUGGUACAAUGGGAUGUUGCUGUUGGUCAUGUUUUUCUCCUGUCGUCUCGUGUGGGGCACAUACCAAUCGCUACGGGUGUAUCAGGACGUAUGGCACGCGAUGCACUUGGAUGCGAAGGGCCAACCACCGUUCAUUCGCGAGGUGCACGAGUCAAAUCUACCGGGUCAUUCGAUUUUCGUGCCGCGUGAUGGCCAGUUGUGUUUAGGCGACACGAGCUGUAUACGGGCACAGAGUGAGGUCAUGAAGUUCACGGGUCCGGAGACGCUGGCGGUGCCGAUUUGGCUAGCGGGCAUAUAUCUGGUGAGCAAUUUGGUACUGAAUAGCUUGAACUUUUACUGGUUUGCGAAGAUGAUUGAGACGGUGCGGAAGAGGUUUCAAGGGAAGCCACAUGAUGAAUUCGCCAACGAGAGGGAGAGACGGCCAAAGAGGACGCCGAGUAUGGUUGAGCAGAUGGCGAGCGAGCUGGAUAAAGAGACGUUGUCGGGACCCGAUUCCGAGGAAAAGAUCGAGGCGGUGGGAAGGAGUACGGCCGUGCCGGUGGAUGGGGAGCUGAAGAAGAGAUGAACGCAGUGGCCAAGAUGGCAGGGUAUGGACGAACUCUGAAGAGGAGGUGGAAUGAGACCUUGGUAGAGGCUGGCGCUGGGUCGUCAGGUUGGACAGGCUUUUGGGGAAUAGCUAUUUGUAUUGCUGGGGGCAUUCUGUUACUGGCAGAGCGUGUAUCCUUAGAAGCAGGGCUUUCGAUUCAGAGAGAAAAAGAAGAAGACAACACCGUUGACAUCGUUAUCAAGCACGACGAGUAUCAAUAAUUUGAGAGCAAGGC